CUUUAGGGAAAAAAAUACAUAUAAGAUAUUCUAAAAGUAGAGAGUGCAGGCAUACUCAAUUUCCAUCCAACGACUUGCAUGCUAGUGGACCCGAAACAUUACGAGAGAGAGGAGGCAAACUUCGAGGCGGCUAGGGUUUCCCAUUCCCUCCGUAGGUGCCGCCACCGGCCCUUCUCGCCUCUGAUGGCCUUCUUGGCCUUGGAGGUGUGGCAGAUUUCGGCCGCUCGCCGGCGGAAUGACUUUUUGUUUCUUGUUUUAGGUUAUUUAGUGUCUUCUUUGAUAUGGUGAGGCGACGGCGACUUCUUGCUGUCAUAGUAAGAUCCUUCCCACCCUAUCCUCGCUUCGGAGUUGUGCAUUUGGCAAAUCCCUUGGGAUUUGGUCGAUUUUUGUGUUUGUUGGCGUUGUUUCAAGUCUGGUUCGUCCGAUCUACUUUUCUUGAUGGUUCCUGCUAUGGUCCUUUGGGGCCAUAACACGACGACUACCCUGUCUGCUACAACAAAUUCUGCUUUGACAAGCUUUGUCCAGGGCUUGUAGCCUUUGGCUCGCUCCAGGACUUGUAGCUAUCACUAGGUGGUCAAAGGACCUACUUUAUAAUCUUAUUACUUUUAGGGCUUUUUGUACGUACUAUUGUUGACGAUUAUUAAUAAAUCGGUGGACCUUUUCAGAAGAAAAUCAAUCCACAGUAUAAUCUUCAUGUAAAUACAAAAAAAAUUCAACCAUAUCUUAGAAACAGGGCUCCCUAAAAAAGCCCAGAAACUUGGCUCCAGCCCGGCCCUUUUUGAUGUUGAACAUUCUGCGCUGAACCAUGCUGUCCAGUGUCCAUGCACCAUCCAGCCGACAGCAACCAGACAUAUCCCUCGAGUCUUAUUCAGAAUUUCAGAGCAAAAAUCAUCACACAGCGCUGGAGAAGAAGGAAGCUACAUAGGCUGGCUCGAUCAUACAUUGGCUUAUAUAACCCAGUGUCGCCGGAAGUACAUCUCUAAUACUACGUCACUAGAUUAACAAUCGCCAUGACUCGGAGCAACGAGCCUCUCCUCUCUUCUCCAUCUCAAAGAGAUGGCCACCCAUGCAAAGUCAUCUUGGUAACACUUACACUCUCUUUAGCCACUCUGCUCUGCGUCGUCGCCGCCUGCUUCCUCCUUCCCAACCCUGCCACCCCGGACCUCUGCAGGAGCUCCCCGGAUCCGGCCACCUGCCACGCUAUCGUCGCCGACGCCGUCCUAGCAUCUCAGACCCCCCACCCGACCCCCCCGGUGCAAGUCCUCCGCGCAAUACUCGCCAGGUCUCUCCACCAGCAUGACGCGGCUGCCUCUGCGCUGGCCGGCAUGCACCGGCGCGCCGUAAGCGACCGGAGCGGGCAGCGCGCGCCGCUCGCCGACUGUAUCCUGCUGCUGGAGCUCGCGCGCGACCGUCUCGCGGACGCCGCGGUGGCGCGCCACGAAGACGACGCGCGUACGUGGCUCAGCGCGGUGCUCACGGACCACGUGACGUGCCUGGACGGCCUCGACGACGAUGAUCAGCCCCUACGAGACGUCGUGGGGGCGCACCUGGAGCCACUCAAGUCCCUGGCCAGCGCGUCGCUCGCCGUUCUCAACACCGUGAGCUCGGACGACGCUCGGGACGUGCUGCAGCUCGCCGAGGCAGUAGACGGGUUCCCAUCGUGGGUGCCGACGAGAGACCGCGCGCUGUUGGAAGGAGGAGGGGAGCGUGCCGUUGAGGCGGACGUGGUCGUGGCCAAGGACGGGAGCGGCAGGUACAAGACGGUGAAGGAGGCGGUGGACGCUGCCCCGGAAAAUAAGGGCCGCCGGUACGUGAUCCGCGUGAAGAAGGGGGUGUACAAGGAGAACGUCGAGGUUGGGAGGAAGAAGCGUGAGCUGAUGAUCGUCGGCGACGGCAUGGACGCCACGGUGAUCACCGGCAGCCGCAACGUGGUCGAUGGCGCCACCACUUUCAACUCGGCCACCCUAGCCGUGGCGGGCGACGGGAUCAUCCUGCAGGACCUGAAGAUCGAGAACACGGCGGGGCCCGAGAAGCACCAGGCGGUGGCCCUGCGUGUGAGCGCGGACCGCGCCGUGAUCAGCCGCUGCCGCGUGGACGGGUACCAGGACACGCUCUACGCGCACCAGCUCCGGCAGUUCUACCGCGGCUGCUUCGUCUCCGGCACGGUGGACUUCGUCUUCGGCAACGCCGCGGCCGUGCUCCAGGACUGCACGCUCGCCGCGCGCCGGCCCAUGCGGGCCCAGAAGAACGCGGUCACGGCGCAGGGCCGGGAGGACCCGAACCAGAACACGGGCACGUCGCUGCAGAGGUGCCGCGUCGUGCCGGGGCGCGACCUGGCGCCCGUGGCCCAGGCGUUCCCGACGUUCCUGGGCCGGCCCUGGAAGGCCUACUCCCGCACGGUUUACAUGCAGUCGUUCUUGGGCCCUCACGUGGACCCCAAAGGGUGGCUGGAGUGGGACGGGGAAUUCGCGCUCAGGACGUUGUUCUACGGGGAGUACCAGAACGAGGGCCCCGGGGCCGGCACCGCCGGACGCGUCCGCUGGCCGGGGUACCACGUCAUCACUGACCGGGCCGUGGCCUUGCAGUUCACCGUGGGGAAGUUCAUCCAGGGCGGGCGCUGGCUCAAGGACACCGGCGUGGAUUACGACGAGGGGCUCUGAAUUCUGAUCCAUGGCUUCGUCUGGUGCGUGCGCUACCACUUUCUUUUCAGGAAAAAACAACGGCAUGGCUUUAUUGGGGAAAGACCACGCCAGCAACAAAAAUCCACAAUGAAAACCAGAAGCUCUGUCAAGAUCCUUCGAAGUUAACAUAUCCGAUCCGUUGUUUGUACCUGCACGACUAUCUGUGUAACCAUUGAUGAAAUUGCAAGUCGUUAAUACGUCUAUACGACCUUGUUUGACUGUAUAUAUAGGUUUCAAAGAUUAAGACAUGUACUGUGCAAGUUUGAAAUGCGAUUCUGAUAA
Molecule: messenger RNA, 2963 nt
Organism: Brachypodium distachyon (stiff brome)
Lineage: Eukaryota; Viridiplantae; Streptophyta; Magnoliopsida; Poales; Poaceae
Product: pectinesterase
Exons: 2
Coding region: 1011-2660 (549 amino acids)
Biological process (GO): cell wall modification
Molecular function (GO): pectinesterase activity; pectinesterase inhibitor activity
Source: RefSeq, a predicted model, not a curated record